This is a messenger RNA of Aspergillus pseudotamarii, 348 nucleotides long. RefSeq lists its product as uncharacterized. The transcript has 3 exons. The coding region runs from base 1 to 348 and encodes 115 amino acids. NCBI's taxonomy places the organism in Eukaryota, Fungi, Ascomycota, Eurotiomycetes, Eurotiales, Aspergillaceae. The record is from RefSeq and is a predicted model, not a curated record.
AUGUAUCUCACCAAGGCCAUCCCUAUCGCUCUUCUCACGACUUUGGCUACGGCAUCAUUGUCUCCCCACCUCGAAGCACGUGGGUAUACCGCAUGUCAAGACGCAGAGAUGGGGCUGGACAGAGCCAUUGCAGUUUUCACUUCACGAAGCAACGGGCUCGGCGCCCAACGACCGAAAGCGCUGCCGCCUCUUAUCCAACAGCUUAAUGCUGAGUCACAAACAAUUAAGAAGCUUUGUGCCCAAAUCACUGGGUUACUCGACCAGCAACACCAGGAUCAGGUGAAUGGUGAGAACAAGGCUGACAAGGAGGCUUGGCUUCGUAAGAGUGGUGGCCAGCACAACGCUUAA